UUGUACCGGAUCUUUUAAAACACAAAGACAAAUCGAGCAAAGAAAUCCUUCGUCAAAGGUCGAUUUGAAACGAUCUGUGUCGUAACCACAAGCCAUAUUUUUCUUCAGAUGUCACAUCACAAAAUACAGCCUCGUCUUGUUGUUUAGCUAAUUUUCAAAGCAAAACUUUCCACGUCUUUCUUCCCAAACAGAAAAUAGAAACGAUACUAAAACGCUCACAGGAUGUGUACUGUAUAUAGUCCUUCCAGGAACAUUCACAUUAGUCCGAAAUACGUCUCGUGACUUGAGGUCGUAACCUCUAGGGCUGCGACCGGAUAGCCGCUCCUGUGGUAAAAUUUUGUCCUCCUCUGAUAAUUAUUUUAAGAAGAAGUGAAUCAUUGUUAUGCCGUCAAUAUAAAAAAAAAUCAUCUUGCUCAUCUAAAUUGUCCAUCAUCAUUAUUCAUUAAUGCCACAGAAUUCUGCAACAGAAUGUUCUGCAGUAACUUUGUCUCGACCCCCAUUGAAUGCCCAAAUUUUUGUUGGCCCCCUUCCUGAAAAUCCUGGAUACUCCUCUGGUCGAGCCCACGAUAACUUACCAACAGUAAGCAAAACAAUGCUUUCUGCAGAAGUCAAAUUAUGGCCUAAGGUUAAAGGAAAUCGUAAGGAAUUUGGGUACAUAAUUUAGGGAAUUCUGAAAGUAUAUAUAAGGUACUCCCUUUGCACCUAUAUUGCAAAUUGAAGAAGUAUGUCGGAUGAAUUUAUUGGUACAGAUGUAACUAAAACUUCAGGGGACCAGAGCUCCCAGAGGGUGAAUUCAAGAUUUGGAUUGGUAGCUCUUGGUGUUACGGGUACUAUUGUUGCUGGUCUUUUUGUUGGUACAUUACCAUUCCUAACUCCUGCACUCCGACGGAUAUGUCUUCCCUAUGUUCCUGCAACCAACACCCAGAUCCAAAAUAUUCUCCAAAUGUGCAAGGGAAGGUCAGGACUCUUAGUUGAUCUUGGCAGUGGUGAUGGAAGAGUGGUGAUGGCAGCUGCACAAGCUGGAUAUCAAUCAGUAGGAUAUGAACUGAAUCUUUGGUUGGUGUUAUAUUCCAAAUUAAUGGCUAGACUCAGAGGACUUCACCAUAAAGCAUCAUUUUUCAGAGCAGAUCUUUGGAAGACAAAUCUAAAAGAUUUUGAUACUAUUGUUAUUUUUGGAGUUGAUGAAAUGAUGCCCAAGCUACAAGAAAAAUUUUCUGAUGAAAUGAAGUGUGAUGCAAAAGUAUUGGCAUGUCGUUUUCCAUUGCCUGACUGGCAACCUGAAGCUGUUAUUUGUGCUGGAAUUGACACCGUAUGGCGCUACAGGAAGCGCUCUGCAAAACAUUGAAAUAAGUGUUUAGAGAAAAUUUGAUGAAACUAACAUUCUAUUACAAUAAUCUUCCAAAAAAAUGAAGGCACUGACUGUGGGUACCGUAUACCGAUGGCAGACCGCCGAGUUCAAUUUUUCGUGGAACGCACCUGCCACCAGUCGUCUAUCUGCUCGUAUGGAAUCAUUUUGUACACUACAGUAUAAGAAAGUUCACCACAUUUUGUUUCACUUUUUAAGACAAAUCAAAUUAAUCAAUAGAAAGGCAUCCUGUGCUUCGGUCCAGUGAGCUACAGAGCUCACUGCUUCGGUCAGCAAUCACUAUUAUACGCUAUAUGUUGACGAGUGAAGUUCACUAUACUGAAGUUCAAUAAGGGGUAUUGCCUGGCACUUGGAAUC
Dendronephthya gigantea is the source of this 1723-nucleotide messenger RNA. RefSeq names its product protein N-lysine methyltransferase FAM173B-like. The coding region runs from base 725 to 1345 and encodes 206 amino acids. Gene Ontology annotation, molecular function: protein-lysine N-methyltransferase activity. Gene Ontology annotation, biological process: positive regulation of proton-transporting ATP synthase activity, rotational mechanism; peptidyl-lysine trimethylation; regulation of mitochondrial ATP synthesis coupled proton transport. The record is from RefSeq and is a predicted model, not a curated record. Lineage: Eukaryota; Metazoa; Cnidaria; Anthozoa; Malacalcyonacea; Nephtheidae. Gene Ontology annotation, cellular component: mitochondrion. The transcript has 5 exons.